This is a messenger RNA of Phasianus colchicus (ring-necked pheasant), 4235 nucleotides long. The record is from RefSeq and is a predicted model, not a curated record. Lineage: Eukaryota; Metazoa; Chordata; Aves; Galliformes; Phasianidae.
CAAAAGCAGAGUAGAGAGGGACAAUCCCUUCCUUUUCCCUGCUGCCACCCAUCUGUUGAUGCAGCCCAGGAUACAGAUGACCUUCUGGGCCUCAAAGGUAUACUACUGGCUCAUGUACAGCUUUUUAUCCAGCAGGACCCCAAAGUCCUCCUCUGCAGGGCUGCUUACAGUGAGUUCUUCCAGUCUUUACUUAUGUCUGGGAUUGCUGUGAUACAAGUGCAAUACCGUACACUUAGCCUUGCUGAUUCAUGUGGGCCCAUUCUUGAUCCCUCUGGAUGGUGUCCCUCCCUUUCAUUGUGUCAGCUGUGCCGGUCAGCUUAGUGAAUCAUCAAACUUGCUGAGGGUACACUCAGUCCCACUGUCAAUGUCAUUGAUAAAGAUGUUGGAAAUACCAGUCCCAAGAUGGACCCCCAAGGGACACCACUUGUCACAGGCUGUCAUCUAGAUAUAGAGCUGUUCACACAACCCUCUGGCUGUGACCAUCCAACCAAUUAUUUAUCACCCAAUAGUCCACCUUUCAUAUUCCUAUCCCCAGUUUGAAGACAAGGAAGUGUUGUGUGAUCAUGACAAAAGCCCUGCACAAGUCCAGGCUGACAAUAUCAGUUGCCUUUCCUUUGUCCGUUGAUGCUGUCAGGCUACCAUAGAAGGCCACCAGACUGGUCAGGCAGGAUCCACCCUUGGUGAAGCCAUGCUGGCUGUCUCAGAUUACCUCCGACAUGUGCUUCCAGGAGGGUCUGUUCCAUGAUCUCCCCCAGCACAGAGGCCAGAACAGGAUGCUGAGGGUCACAAGAAACUGGGAUCUGAUCCAAACUGGCUAUGGGUGUCCCGUACUGUGUAGUGACAUGGAAAACAAUAAAAAUGGGGAGAGUUGGCUGAGGGGUUGCUGCUGCUUGGGAAUUCUGUGGAUGUCAGUGGCUGGUGAGGAAUUGCACUGUGUGUCAAAUGUUCUGUAUAUUGUGUGGCUUUUAAAUCAUUACUAUUAAACUGACGCUCAGCCCCCCACAGGUUCUACCCUUUUUUUUCCCCCAAAACUAUUUCUCCAUCCCACAGUGGGUGGAGUGAGUGAACAGCUUUGUAAUGCUUAGCUGCAUGCUGCUUUAGUAACAGCAACAACUGCUACAUCUCUCCCUGGAAUGGUUCAAUAAAUCACAUUUGUAAUUCUUGCCUGGUAAAUUAAAAUCAACUUCUCAGUAGUUUAUUAUGGUUGCAAACUUGAAGGAAAAAAAAAAAAUCGAAACGGUCAAGCCGUAAGGCUUUGGAACAGCCCCCAAAGGAGCACGGGGGAGACAGAACUGACACUGGAAGCAAAACCAAGCGGAGUAUGAAACCGCCCUCGGUCCCGCAGCGCCGCCGGGGCGGUGUAGGCGGCGAGCCCGCCCCGGAGGUGAGUGGAGGCCGUGCCUGCCGUACGCCCGCUCCGGUCUCCGCGCCUCGAAGGAGGAAGGGCGGCGGGGGAACGCUGAGGCGCGGCCGCCGGCUUCCUGCUGGAGAAGGGGUCCGUGCCUCGGUUGCAGACAGCACCUGGAGGCUGGACAGGUGGAAUACCUGGUCUUUUGUUAGGGGCGGUGUUCACGUGGCCAGAAAGUGAAGUGUGCUCCACUGAAAAAGAAAAGUAAACAAAAAACAGGUGGAGGGUAAGAUGGAGGAAGCAGAAGAGGAUGACAUGGCAUGUGGAGACUUGGGGAAUGGACUUGGGAGAAGACCUGGAGGUGUUUAUGAAGGGGAAAAAUUACAGAACUAUUCAUUCAGAUCUAAGAAGGUGUCUGUGAAGGCUUACAACACUCUCUCAUCAAUAAAGGGAGUGGAAGAAAAUGAUGCUACCCCUCUUCCCUGUUCCAAAAGAAACAGCUUUUGUGAUGGAUCAUCCAAGAAGCUUCUUUCUAGUUUGACUCGACAAAGUAGCUGUGAAUCCAGUAGUGAGGUGUCAAAUGAAGAACUAAAGCAACAGCUUCGAGAAGCUCUAGAGGAAAUUGAAAUGUUGAAAGUUGAGCUUGAAGCUGCUCAAAGAAAACUUGAAGGAAAAGAUGAAGCCCUAAGAAUUCUGCAGAGCAUGGCAGUAUUUAGUAAAGCCACUAGUCAUACAAAAGCAAUGCUUGAAAAAACUGAGGAAGAAAAGAGAACUUUAGAAAAGGAAAUUAAUAUUUUGCAGUGGGAAAUUGAAUUUGAUCAGGAUAGAUUUAAAAACAUAGAAGACACAUGGACAGAAAAAUAUGACAGGAUAUACUGUGAAAACACAGCUCUUAAAGAAGCACUGAAACUGAGAACGGAAGAAGUUAAAACUCUUAAAUCUGAAAAUGCAAUCUUGAAUCAGCAGCGCUUAGAAUUUCUUGCCAUGCUUGAUGUGAACAAACAGAAGAUUGUUCAGGAGAACAUGUCCAUGAAUAGAAGAGACAUCACAGAUAUUACAGGUUUUGAACUGGCAGUUCUUGGUGCCUGCACCUGCAAUUCUUCUGUGGGGCAGCCUUGUCCCUGUGCUAAAAUGGCAGCUGUCACUCGAAAGCAAAUUCUUCAUCUCAAGCAAGAGAUUGAACUUCUGAUGAAGAGUAAAGAUGAAGCUUAUAUAAUGGCAGAUGCCUUCAGAAUUGCAUUUGAGCAGCAGUUAAUGCAGAGGAAGGACCAAGCCCUGAGGCUUGCAGAAGUGAUAAAGAUUAAAAAGGAAACAAAACUUAUAAACUGGAGGCGACUGAAAGAAGAUGGUAACUGUAUCUGUAAUGGUGGACUAGAAAAAAGUCAGCUGAUGGGCACGGGCAGAUAUUUUUAUUGCAUCAGAUGUGUGGUUCUGGUUUAAUGGCUGACAGAUUUCCGAAGAGUUCAGAAAAAAAGGAACAAAGUUACGUUAAAACUGUACAUACCAUAAGAAAUAGAGCUGGUAGUUCACAAACUUCUACCAGAAGUUUCUUAUGAAGAAUGUGCAUGUAUAAGUGGAUUGUUACAGUACUCAUUAUAUAAAAAUGAUUGUAGGACAUUGUUGAUACUAGUCCUGCUUUUAGUGUAGCCUUUUUUAAAUUAUAUGCUCGUGAGUUGUAUUAUGUUGGAAUAAAUAAUCUGUUAUCCAGAUUAACAAUAGCAUUGUAGAUAUUAAAGAUGUUAGAAAAACAGCACAAAAAACCUUGCGUCUGGAAAGGCUAGCUUGGCCAUUUAAGGUGCUAUCAACCAUUUUGUUUUUAUUUUUUCAAUGAAGCCUGUAUCAGGAAGGAUAAAGGCAAAAACAGGUACUUUUUACUGGAAUACUGCUUUUUUCUGUUGGUUUUUUGUUGUUUUUUUAAGUACUUCAAUUUUUCAUUAUUUAUGUAGGCAUUAAUAUUUAUUCUUUUACUAUGGUCAUCUACAAUCUGUCUGGAAAAGAGAAAGACUUUUCAUUAUCCUUUUCUUAGUUGAGAAAAAAACUAAUGAGAGUUGUUUAAGUGCUUAUGUCACGGUCAAAACUAUAGCAGAAGUGAGAAGUAGAAUGUACUUCAAAAUGUGUUUCUGCUAGCCAUUUAUCUGUAUGUGCCAAGCAUGGAUCUGUGGAUCCUCUGAAGUCCUUGGACACCUCCGGGAAAUAAUAUUAAAACAGGAUAUAUCUCCAAUAUCUGUUUCCCUUUUAUCAGUAUCACCAUUUCACGGAAUCAAAGAAUGGUUUGGAUUGGAAAGGACCUUAAAAACCACCCAGCUCCAACCUCCUGCAAUGAGCUGGUGGCUUCCCACCAGGUCAGGCUGCCCAGGGCCCUGUGCAGCCUCGCCCUGAGUGCAUUGUGUGUUCUAAGCUCUAUGUUUUGAUACAAGCAUUUCAUCAUUUUAAUGUAUUUUAAUCUUUUGAUAAAUCCUAGAAACUGAACAUAUCAGCCUACCAGAUGCUUAAAAACACAUUGCCAUGAAUUGUUAUUUAGCUAGAGCCAAGAUAUAUUUUUAAAUAGCAAAAAUAAAUAUUUUUUAUUUUCAAUUUGCUCAUAUCUGAUGAAAAGUCCAGGUAUCUUUUAAAUGAUGGCAAGAGUGGUGCUCCAUAGUAAUAACCUGCCCUAAGAUGUACAGUAGAAGCUGUAGCCUGCAGUGCCCUUCUGGAGGACAUUGCUCAGAGUUCAGUUGGAUGCACAUUCAUUUUAUCCAAAGCCAGUUUUUCUCUUAAGUAUUUCCACCAUUCUCAUACUUUCCGUUGUUCAUAGGGUCUGUCAAGCUACAAGGGAACAAGAACAGUCUGGGACAGAAAUUAUCAGGCCUGCUUUUUUUAGAUGCUGACAGCAGGAAAGUUGAAGAAC